Molecule: messenger RNA, 1002 nt
Organism: Penicillium egyptiacum
Lineage: Eukaryota; Fungi; Ascomycota; Eurotiomycetes; Eurotiales; Aspergillaceae
Source: the annotation of a GenBank genome assembly
AUGCUGUCUCCGCCAUUAUCCACAGUUUCCUCAGCUGCAAAGGACGUCGACUCGGCGAAGUCCCUCGAUAGGACCGAGUCAGAUGUUGCGCCUCGAACUUCGCAGGUCGAGGUCGAGGUAGCGGGUGUCUGUUAUUCGCACCUGCCAUUCGAAAUCCCGGGUGCUAUAGUGUUGUCUGCCCCUUCUAUUUCUACCCUUCGAGAAACUGCGAACGAUGUCUACCAUCAAAUCAACUCCGACACGUCUUACUCGAACCAGUUUAUCAUCGUGUCAAACAUAUCUCAACAAGUGCAGGAGCUAAUAGCUGGAGAUCGAAACCCCCUUGAAGUGCCCUAUAGGUUAACACUCGAUACACAGCAUUGGCAAGGGGUCAUUCGAAUAAUGCCCUCAAAAGCCCAUAAGCGAGUCACGCGGUCAUUUUCAAACGAACUCGUCCUAAAAUUAUUCGAAAUAGGAAUUCAUCUAAGAGAUUACACUAUGAACAGCGCCUCCCGGUACCAUGGAAGAACAUGCGAUAAGGAAGCCGACGAGUCUCUUACUCCGUUAGGGAAUCCUUCUGAAGAUAACGACUGGCCUUCGCUCGUUAUUGAAACUGGUCUUUCUGAAUCAGAAGCACAACUACGAGCCGACGCAUAUUGGUGGUUCGCAAAUUCCGACUACAAAGUCAAUAUGGUUAUACUCUUUCGCAUCCAAAGAUCGCCCGAGCGCAGAGUCACCAUAAAACAAUACAGUCUUAGACCAACCACCCCUAGGAUCACCCGUGGACUACAGGCGGAGGCCCAGCGCAUUCUGCUAUCUCAAACAGACUCCCCAAUAGUGCUGCGUCAUUCAGCGGUCAAUGAGAUCGUUAUUACCUCAAGCGAUGUUAAGAACGCUCCGCUGGAACUAGAUUUCGAAUCCGUCAUGCGCCGCCGGCCGGCCCCUAACACAAGGGAAAGAAAUAUCACAUUCACGGCUGAGGAUCUUGCUGAGUGCUGCCGCCAUGUCUUUCUGGAAGCCUGA